AUGCAAGGAAUGGAGUGGUGGGCGCGGCGCUGCCGGCUCACCGUCGCUCUGCUCAUCCUGCUCGCAGUCGCGCAUCCGGACGUGUUGGCGGAGGCGGCGGCGCCGCCGGGAACCGGCGGCGUCGUGGGCGUGCACACGGACCCGCACCGUAUCGGUGGUGCAAGCGGAGAUGAUGAUGUCGUCACCCAAGCAACCGCACCACAUGCUGAGGGAACACAUGGCAGAGAAUUAGCGAGAAAAAACUCAGGGACGGCGUCCAGAGGCUGUGAGAAGAAACUCAGGAUUGCUGUGCCGCAUAAACCUGGUUUCAAAGCUUUUGUGAAUAUUACUCAUCCUAACACUGAGAGACAAAAGGUCACUGGAUACAGCAUUGAUAUCUUCAAAGCUGCUAUGGAGAUGCUACAGCCUAGUCCACAAUAUGAGUUCUAUGCCUUCAGUGGUUCUUAUGAUGAGCUAGUACGCAGUGUAUCUCUAAAGGUGUUUGAUGCAGCAGUUGGUGAUGUGACCAUAACCCCUGAACGAAUCAGGGAGGCGGAUUUUACAAUGCCAUAUGCACAGUCUGGUUUGUCCUUUCUUAUGCUCUCCGAGAAUGACUCCAAAACAAUCCAGUGGAUAUUUUUAGAGCCCCUAACAAAGGAACUUUGGUUCGCUACUGUGGGCGGCUUCUUGUUCACUGGCUUUGUUGUGUGGAUGAUUGAACUGCCCAAGAAUCCUGAGUACCAAGGGUCAAGACUGAGACAAUUCAGCACUGCUUCCUACUUUGCUUUCUCCACUUUGACGUUCUCCCAUGAUCAAAUAAUUAGAAGCCCUCUGUCAAAAAUUGUCGUUGUGAUAUGGUGCUUUGCGGUGCUGGUUGUAGUGCAGAGCUACACCGCAAACUUGUCAUCAAUGCUAACUGCAAAGAGGCUCCGGCCAAUGGUGACUGAUCUCAAUCAGCUGUUACACAAUGGUGACUAUGUUGGAUACCAGUAUGGAGGAUUUACUCGCUCCUUUUUGAUAAAGCAAGGUUUUCCAUUGAAUAGGAUAAAGGCCUACAGCAAUCAAGAAGAAUAUGCUGAAGCUCUGAGGAAGGGGUCUAAGAAUGGAGGGGUAUCGGCUAUUCUUGAUGAGAUUCCCUAUUUGACUUAUUUCCUCUCCAACCCUCAAUACAAGAAAGAAUUCCAGAUGGUUAAUCGCAUGUACAGGACCCUUGGGCUUGGUUUUGCAUUUCCCCUGAGCUCUCCACUGGUACAUAAUCUCUCGAUCGCCAUCUUGAGCCUAACAGGAGAUUAUGAGGGCCCACAAAUUGAAGAGAGAUGGCUUGGUCCAGCUGCACCAUCUGUGGGUGACAGUGCGAUCAGUGGUUUCACGGCACUCACUUUGCAAAGUUUCUCUGGUCUCUUCAUUAUCACUGGAUGUAUCUCAGCUCUCAUGCUGCUCAUAACCAUUGUCAGAUUGGCCUAUGCAAAGUACAAAAGAUCUAAAGGUUCUGAAUUGCAAAAUGCUGAUGGAUACGCUGGAAGUGUAUGUCUUGGUGAGUCCGUUGAGCUACAAAAUGACAGGGGAGAUGGCUCUGUACCCGAUCAACAUCUACAUGAAAUCAGGGAUAACAAUUACCAAGAUUCCAAGGAAGGCAAUGGAAGUGCCGCUGAUAUAGAGGCUGGUCCAAUGCAGAAUGGCAUGUACAACGGUCCAGUGCCUGCUGAUUGUGUUCGGAUCGAGAUGGGAAGUACUGGCCAAGGUGUUGGCAUAUCCGUUUGGGCUUUUGAUUUGGAACAGUGA
Miscanthus lutarioriparius is the source of this 1761-nucleotide messenger RNA. NCBI's taxonomy places the organism in Eukaryota, Viridiplantae, Streptophyta, Magnoliopsida, Poales, Poaceae. The record is from the annotation of a GenBank genome assembly.